Messenger RNA from Trifolium pratense (red clover), 1325 nucleotides. Its product is annotated as ribosome biogenesis regulatory protein homolog. Gene Ontology annotation, molecular function: protein binding. Gene Ontology annotation, biological process: endonucleolytic cleavage in ITS1 to separate SSU-rRNA from 5.8S rRNA and LSU-rRNA from tricistronic rRNA transcript (SSU-rRNA, 5.8S rRNA, LSU-rRNA); ribosome biogenesis; ribosomal large subunit export from nucleus. Bases 117 to 1112 code for a protein of 331 amino acids. Gene Ontology annotation, cellular component: nucleolus; preribosome, large subunit precursor; nucleus. NCBI's taxonomy places the organism in Eukaryota, Viridiplantae, Streptophyta, Magnoliopsida, Fabales, Fabaceae. The record is from RefSeq and is a predicted model, not a curated record. The transcript has 8 exons.
GAUCGAACCCUAAAGUCACAACAAGAGAGAAGAACCCUCUCUCACACUCCUCCCCCCUCUCCGUUGCCGCGCCGCCGGCAUCCAUCUUCCGUUCACCCCUAUCAUCGCCCUAACAGAUGGAGAUCGAAGGUGAGAAGAUGUUCGAGGUGGACCUCGGUAACCUAAUGGCGUAUGACUCCCAUUCCACCGUCUCUUCUCAACAAUCCAGGGAGAAACUGGUAAAGGAAUGUUUAGAGAAAGGCACUGAGUUAGUUCAAGCUAUCGCAGAUUCUCUAUUUACUUUGCCCUCAACUGAAGAUAUCGAUGGACCCCUUGUUAAAUUGCCUCCACCAACCACCAAAUUACCCAGAGAAAAACACAUGCCAAGGCCAAGACCUCCUACUAAAUGGGAAGAAUUUGCUAAAAAGAAAGGCAUUAUUAAUCGGAAGAAGGACAAAAUUGUUUUUGAUGAACAAUCUGAAACAUGGAAACGCAGACAUGGUUAUGAUCGUGCCAAUGACGAAGAGGCCAUACCUAUUAUUGAGGCUAAACCAACUGAUGAUCCAGAUGAGGAUCCUUUUGCCAAAAGAAGAGAAAACAAAAAGGGAAGAGUUGAUAAACAGGAGAAAAACCGGGUACAGAACUUGAGAAAUGCUGCAAAGUUCGGGGAUUUACCUAGCCAUGUUCAAUUGGCCGCUACUUCCUUGCCCAUAACAGGAACUCAGGCAGUGCAGAAGAAGGUUACCAAGGAUGAAUUAGGUAAUGUAGCAGGAAUUGCAUCAACUGCCACAGCUAGCGGUGGGAAAUUUGACAAGAAAUUGCCAGGUGAAAAGCCUCUAAAACAUAAAGGAAAAUUCCGAAAGUUCCCGCCGGUAGCACCUGCAGCAGAUGGAAAAGCGACAGGCCCAACGGAGAGGGAGCAAGCUGAAAAAAUAUUGAACAAGAUCUUGUCCAAGAAUAACCACGAUAUACUCAAUGUUAAAAAGGCUGUCACAGUGACAAAUGUGAAGAAAGAGAAAAACCGAAGGAGUGAUAAAUCGAAGUCUUCAACAACCAACAGCAAACUGAAACCUCAGAAGAAGCCUUUUAAAAAGGGGGGAAGUGCAAAGAAAGGCAACCCAAAAACACAGUAAUUUAGAUUUUAUGGAAGCUUGUAGUUUUUUUGAAACAACUGUUUUUAGUUGUUUAAAGUUUUGUAGACGACGAUUAUUUUGCAUAUCUAUUGUUAUUCGUUUUAGUAUGUUUUUUAAGGCUUCCAUUCCAUUGAAACAUCAGAUAUUUCAAGUGAUUAUACAUGAAAUUACUUGUAUUAAUAGAUUUAACUUACAAAGAUUUAUUGCUAGUGA